AUGUCUGGUUUCUUGGGCAACCUCUUUGGUUUGGGUGGAAACAAUGGCACUGAGAACGCCUUCAAAAACUCGGGAUCAGGCGGACAAGACUUCGACAAUGGAGAGUUCAACACUGGUGUACAAGUUGCAAGGGGUAGACGCGCACCUUGCAAUCGUAACAAUGGCACGAAAGAUGCUUUUAACAACUCUGGUUCAGGAAAGCAGAAUUUCGGAAGUGCCAAGUUCAACACUGGUGCUAGGUCUAAGUUUAAACCUUUGCCUGGCAUGACCAGACCUUGA
Messenger RNA from Sphenostylis stenocarpa, 279 nucleotides. The record is from the annotation of a GenBank genome assembly. Lineage: Eukaryota; Viridiplantae; Streptophyta; Magnoliopsida; Fabales; Fabaceae.